UGUUCAGGAGCAUAAAACUUCCCAUGAAGACACAGGUUUUCCAUUCACAACGGAAUACUAGACUUCCUUCCUAAACACUGGACUCCAAAUGAUAAGGCCCCCAAAUAUUCUAAGGUGGUUGUUGCUUUACCCCAGAGAGCUGUAUUUCCUGAGAAAAUGCCAACCACACAGAAGACGUUGAUGUUCCUGUCUGGCUUUCUCACAAGCCUUGGCUCUGUUGUUGUCAUCUGCUCAAUUCUGGGAACGCAGGCAUGGAUCACCAGCUCUAUUUUCUUCACAGAUGUUAUUUCCAACGGUACCAUUGUCAUCACCUAUGGUCUUUUCCGUGGUACGAGUGCUCGGCAUUUGAAUGAAGGCCUUCAAGAUCUGGACAAAAACUUUGAUGUUUUAGGGACAUUGGGAAAUUCUUCCCAGAAGACUCUGCAUUUGGUGGCCAUCAUAUUCCUGGUCCUGAGUCUGGGAGCUGCCUUAUUGAGCUCAGUGUUCACCUUCUACAACAGCAUCAGCAACCCUUACCAGACGUUCCUAGGUCCUGUGGGUGUCUACACCUGGAAUGGGCUCAGUGCAUCCUUUGUAUUCCUGGCCAUGGUACUGUUUGUGGGGAAUGCGGAGUCCAACCAUCUCUCAGAAGAGCUGUCCCAGAAGUUUUAUCCAGAGAUCACCAAUGAGAGAACAACCCACACUUACGGAUACUCAUUUUGGCUCAUUCUACUUGUCAUCUUUCUGAAUAUUGUCACUGUGGUCAUCAUCAUUUUCUAUCAGAAGGCCCGAUACCAGCAGAAGCAGGAGCAGAAGAAGCCGGUGGAAUAUGCUUCCAAGGAUGGCAUUUUAUUCUGAGUUCUGUCUCACAUCACAUUUGCACUGUCUCUGCCAGCAGCAACUGGCUAGCUCCCUGGACAAUCUGCAUGGCAGAGUAACUGUCCAGUUUGAUAGCUUCUGUAACCGUGACACAAUGUCCUUCCUAGACAAUGCUUGCACAUUUCUCCAUGGAUAUCCACCCCCAAAGAGUUUUCUCAUGAGGGCUGGGAAAUGAGUGGGGAAGUCUGUGGUCUUGAGUGCUCCAAGAGGGGGUGGUCAGGGGCCUGCAGGCCCUUCCCUCUUGACCUUGUUAUCCACAGUAAUAAAGGUCUGAGUUUUUGUCUUCUCAUGGCCAGUUUAAAGGACUGUAGCCCCCAUGAUCUUGUCCUUAGGAAGGAUCGGGUAUUUCACUCCACUAUAGGAAUAAAGGCUUUUAGGCACCUAGGUAUUCUGAACUUGUUUAUUCAGAGUCAAGAGUUAGAUACAAAAGGAUAAAGGAUGAAAUGACCUUGUUCUAUGGUUCCUCAGUGGCUGUCCUGGCUUGCAGGCUUAGUUCCUUUAAUGAGGAUUAGACAUAUCUAGAACUCAGGCCUUGGGAACCCCUGCAUGAACAGGUUAGAGGUGAGAUAUAGUCAUGGUGGUCAGUUUUUCCAGUAGAUAGACAAUCAAUGAAAAGGGGAAGGCACCAAAAUUUACUCUACAUGAUGUUCCAGGAAGACAUUUCCUCUGAAAAGCUCAUUGAGAACCCUUCAGCCUUGACUAUUUUGCAAGUUGCCAGAUAGAACUGUAAAGUGACAACUUCCAUGUGUGAUGGGGUCGUGAGGCAGCAGCUCUGUGACUAGGAGUGGAUCUUAUGAAGUCCUCAAGGAUAAAUGGCCUCCGACAACCAGAUUUAGACAAUGUGGGCUACAGCUCGCUGAGUCCUCACCCUCGUGGAGUUUACUGGUGUGCCGUCCAGUCAGACAUCUAAUGAGCACUUACUUGAUUUCAAUGAAAACAGUUGCUUAGGGUUGGGGGCCAUCCCUCCAUUGUAGAGUAAGUGCUCAACAUGCUCAAGGCCCUGGGUUUCAUCCCUAGCUCUGUGAAAGUGAAACAAACAUGUAGUUACAAAAUUGUGCUGUGUUUUGAAGGGACAGUCUGGAUCACAUUUGAAGACCUACUAACUUAAGAUUACUCGUAUCUAUUAGACUAUUAAAAGUUUACUAUACUUCAUUUCCUUCAUGUGUGCACAUGGGCAAAGGCCAUGGUAUGUGUGUCUGUAUAUCUCUUUGUGUGUGGAGAUCAGAUGGCAAGCUCCAGGGGUUGAUUCUCUCCUUCUACCAUGUGAGACCUGGGGAUCAAACUCAGGUCAUCAGGCUUGGUGGCAAGUACAUUUACCUACUGAGCUAUCUUGUGGACCUACUAUUAAAUUGUUACACAUUUUUGAUUUGGGCAAAAAUGGCUUAGUGGGUAAAAGUGAUUGCCACCAAGCCUAAUAACCCUAGUCCAUUCUAAAUGACCCACAUAGUGGAAUUUGCAGGUUGUACUCUAACCUCCAUUCAUGAAUUGUGGCGUGUGCAUGUCCAUGGCCCCAGCCAUACUUCCCUAAAUAAUGCACAAAAUAAAUACAUGAAUAUAAAACAAAAUAAA
Mesocricetus auratus (golden hamster) is the source of this 2427-nucleotide messenger RNA. RefSeq names its product clarin 3 (gene Clrn3). The record is from RefSeq and is a predicted model, not a curated record. The transcript has 3 exons. NCBI's taxonomy places the organism in Eukaryota, Metazoa, Chordata, Mammalia, Rodentia, Cricetidae. The coding region runs from base 157 to 837 and encodes 226 amino acids.